Molecule: messenger RNA, 1296 nt
Organism: Ramularia collo-cygni
Lineage: Eukaryota; Fungi; Ascomycota; Dothideomycetes; Mycosphaerellales; Mycosphaerellaceae
Product: related to permease of the major facilitator superfamily
Exons: 1
Coding region: 1-1296 (431 amino acids)
Biological process (GO): transmembrane transport
Cellular component (GO): membrane
Molecular function (GO): transmembrane transporter activity
Source: RefSeq, a predicted model, not a curated record
AUGAAGGAAGAUUUGCUGAUGUACGGUAACGAGUUCAAUCUUGCCACAACACUCUUUCUCAUUGGCUCGAUAAUUGGUGGGAUCCCAAGUAACUUCCUCAUCACCUAUGUCCCGCCGCGGUACAUCCUACCUGGGUGUGAAUUGCUUUGGGGCAUCAUUACCCUCUUCACGUAUAAGGUGACCUCCGCGCAACAGCUCUAUCCACUACGGUUCUUCCUUGGCUUGCUGGAAGGAACUUCGUUUGUUGGAAUCCAAUACGUACUCGGUUCCUGGUACAAACGCACCGAGCUUGGUAAACGGACAGCCAUAUUCGCAUGCUCCGCCUACGUGGGAACAGCAUUUGGAGGAUACAUCUUCAGCGGCGUGUACGCAGCCAGAGUUGGCAAGGGCGGUAUGGCUGCCUGGCGUUGGGCGUUCAUCGUCGAUGGCAUCAUCACGGUGGUAAUCGCCAUCUACGGAUUGAUCUUUUUCCCCGAUACACCGGAUAAGACCACAGCUUUCUACCUGUCCACCGCCGAGCGUGAGAGAUGUGUGGAGCGUCUGGUUGAGGAUGAUCGCGAGCCGACUGGGAGUUGGUCCUGGAACGUCUGUGGUAAGAUCCUCGGGUCCUGGCAAUUCUACAUCUUGACAGUCCUCUGGAUGUUCUGGCAAACCACCGUUGGCAAAGUCGGGAACACGGUCUUCCAGCUCUACCUGAAGAACGAGAAACAACACGCAUGGUCAGUGUACCAGAUCAACAGUAUACCUACCGCGAUCAAUGGCUUCAACAUUGUCAUGGUGAUGCUCGUUAACAUCUACGCCGAUGCAACGGGACGCCGGAUGCUUGCGGCAGUCUUCAGCCUGGGAGUCCUACUAUUUGGCACGAUUUGUCUUGUCGCGUGGGACAUUCCCCUCGGACUCCGAGUGCUAGCGUACUUGUUUGCCAGCUGUGAUGGACCGCUUUCGCCGCUAUACAUGGCAUGGGCCAAUAUCCUCUGUGGGAGCGACAAGCAAGUUCGUGCCAUGACCAUCGCGAUGAUGAAUGCGUUUGGAAACGCUACGACGACCAUCAUUCAACAGUUCGCGUACCCUGUGUCGUCUGCACCGGAAUUCCGGGUCGGUUUCAGGACCAGUCUCGGAUUGAUAUGUGGGAUGUUCGUGUGGAUCUUCGUGGUGCGAUUCUUCGAGCUGCGGGCGGAGAGCAGAAAGACCAAGGGUGGAGUAGUAGAGGGCAGGAUGUCGCCUGCUGGGUUAGAGGAGUCGAAGGGCCCCGUUGUGUCGGUCGAUAAGCUGACUUCCGAGGGGCGAGRGGAUUGA